Messenger RNA from Talaromyces proteolyticus, 705 nucleotides. RefSeq lists its product as uncharacterized. NCBI's taxonomy places the organism in Eukaryota, Fungi, Ascomycota, Eurotiomycetes, Eurotiales, Trichocomaceae. The record is from RefSeq and is a predicted model, not a curated record. The transcript has 4 exons. The coding region runs from base 1 to 594 and encodes 197 amino acids.
AUGGCUGCGACGCUUAGACGAACCUUUCGAUAUUCUGACGAUGGCCAAGAUAAUGAUGAUAGGGAGGAGUUGGAUGAGGAAGAGCAAGAUAAUCUCAUUCGAGAGCUGAACCUGAAGAAUAAUGCACAGAAUGCUUUCUACUAUAAAAUAUUUACUAUCAUGCCACUGAUUGCGACUGUUGCCUAUCUUCCUUCAAUUUUGUCGUCCUCCGUAACAGUUGCGAUUCGAUUAUCAUACAUAAUGUGUAUAGCAUCCCUUUGUGUGACAGCGCAUAUAAUGAGAAGUGGCUCCUUGAGCUCAAAAGAUGACAGCGAUGGAGUACCUGGUUUAUUGGCUAUCCAAAAGCCAAAGCAUCCAACCUUGACAAAAGAUGUUGAGGGCUAUCUCCUUCCUAUAAACUCGGUUAUAUGCGUGAUACUGUUUUUACAGUCAUGGUAUUCGCUGAGUAACCAAGUUUAUGGUGAUCAUCAGGACACCGUCCUUUGCGCUCUUCCCGGAGUCAUUCUCGGUGUCAUACGUGUGGCGAGUCGAAUACUACUUCAAGUUGACAUCGAAGAACUCGAGAACCUUCGAUACGAGUAUAAGGGUGCCUAGGCGAACUAUUUUCAGAGAGGACAUUAUUGAUAUGACGAUUGCUAGGUCAUAAUACACAAAUUCAGUGUUUAAGUUGAGCUUCGCUACGCGUACAAGCUGUAGAUCUAAACG